Cuscuta campestris is the source of this 1729-nucleotide messenger RNA. Lineage: Eukaryota; Viridiplantae; Streptophyta; Magnoliopsida; Solanales; Convolvulaceae. The record is from the annotation of a GenBank genome assembly.
GUUGAUCAUUCUCCAUCACUGGCUACUAUUGUCACUGUCAACGGUCACUCCCGCUUAUCACUAAUUGAAUCAUAAUUUUAAAUCUAGCAAAUUAUUUUUAGAAGGGUUGAAGUGGAGAUGAAAAGGUUGUAAAGGGAGUGAAAACUGCACAAAUGAGUAUGAAAAGCCACGGAUGGUUAUAAGUGUGAACUCAUUCAAUGGAUUCUCGAAAUCCCAAAUCACCUCCCUUUGUGCGUAGAGAAGUUGAACAUGGAUAAGGUGCUCGCGGUUGACGAAAGCGCCAACCCCUUCCGUGCGCCGCCGGCCGUGCGCCCCUUGCGGGCGGCGGACGUCAACACAGAGUCAUCGCACUCUAUGAUGAUGAGCCGUAGCCCCUCUGAGUGUGCCUUCCAGCGCUUCCUUCAGGAGGCCUCCGUUUCCGUUGACUACAAUUCGCCCGCCCCUGCCGGGUCUUCUGCCGCCGCCGCAGCUGCGGCUUCUCGCUGGAUUCAGCCGCGUCAAAUGGACGGCGUCGAGAUCGCGGAUCAGAAUCUUAGAACUGAUCGGAAUAUGAAAUUCGGUCACCAGAGCUCCGUCCCGGAGCCCGCUACUGAUAGCGCGGUAGCUGCGUCGCUGGGUGCCGGAGCUGCUCCUAAUGUUCCCGUUGAUUCCGAGGAGUAUCAGGCUUUCCUCAAAACGCGCCUUUAUCUCGCCUGCGCCGCCGUAGCGUUCUCACGUGGAAAUUCUGCUGAGCCAGAGAAGGAUUCAGCUAAGGUCCUGCCGGAAAAAGGAUUCGAGUCCACUAUUUCAAAUCCUGAAUCUGUAGUUCAUUCUAAAGGAUCUCGGAAUGGCUUACCCAAUGGGCAAGAGAAGAAUGUUGGGUGGCAUGUUGGAACACCUACAUUACCUACAGUGCCUGUGAAAUCUAGUGCUCGGGUACGGUCAACAAGUGGCUCAGAACAAUCUGAUGAUGACGAAGCUGAUGGAGAAGCAGAAACAACUCACCAAAUGGAUGCAACAGAAGUGAAACGUGCAAGGAGAAUGCUAUCCAAUAGAGAAUCAGCUAGACGUUCUAGAAGAAGAAAACAGGUCCAUCAGACAGAAUUGGAGACACAGGUUUCUCAAUUGAGACUCGAAAACUCCUCUCUGUUGAAGCGUUUGGCUGACAUAAGCCAAAAGCAUAAUGAUGCAGCAGUUGAUAAUCGAAUCUUGAAAGCAGAUGUCGAGACACUAAGAGCAAAGGUGAAGAUGGCGGAGGAAACAGUUAAAAGGGUAACUGGGAUCAAUCCCUUACUCCAAGCAAUGUCCGAAAUAUCCAUUAUGAGCCUCCCCUCCUUCACCGAUAGCACUUCGGAUCUCUCGGCCGAUGCUGCUACGACUGUACAUAUGCAAGGUGACGCCGAUCAUCACUACUACCAAUCCCUCUCCCGUGUCCCCUCUCAUGGCUCUCCCAUCCCAAACGGCUUGCUGAACAUCUCUCCUAUCGAGCAGCGGCAGGGCCCCACAAUGCAGCGCGGAGAUGCAGGAGGCCCGCGGGGAACUCAUUGCAGGGGAACUAAUGAUGUGCAGAAAUGAGGUCUGAUAAUUUAAUCUCAUAGCUAAUUGCAAACACUGUAAAAUAAUGUCUGUGUCUCAAGCAUUUUAUUGUCAAGUGAAUGCCAUGAUGAACUAAAUCUUCGCAUGUCCACACUUUUUUUUAUUUUCCUGAUAAUUUUUUUCACCACGUUGAAAGUAAAGGCCUGCAUCAUGG